GGAUAACAAUGAUCCAAACAAAGCUGUAAAGGUUGCAUCUCAGCUUUUUUUGGGGUAAAAAUGAUACAGUCGGUUUGUAUCCGAGCUUCAGCUCUGCAAUUGCCACCCAUUUACUCCCACUCCCUCAGAAAUGUCGCAACAGCUGACAGCUUUGCAAUUGACGCUCAAAACCUUAGCUAUUCAGUUGUCUCCAGACAGGGGAAAGUGCUUCCGAUUCUAAAGGAUUGCUCACUGAAAAUUCCCUCUGGGCAAUUCUGGAUGCUUCUUGGACCCAAUGGCUGUGGAAAAUCAACCCUUUUAAAGAUAUUAGCAGGUUUAUUGAGUCCAGAUGAUGGGUUCUUGUCUGUGGAGAGGCCAAGGAGCUUUGUGUAUCAGAACCCUGAUCAUCAGGUCGUGAUGCCUACGGUGGAAGCUGAUGUUGCUUUUGGUCUUGGUAAAUUGAACUUAACACCAGCUGAGAUUAGGACUAGGGUGGCAAGAGCUUUGGAUGCAGUUGGGAUGUCUGAGUAUUUGAAAAAACCAGUUCACACUCUUAGCGGUGGUCAAAAACAAAGGGUUGCUACUGCUGGUGCUUUGGCUGAAGCUUGCAAAGUUUUGUUACUUGAUGAACUGACUACUUUUUUGGAUGAAACUGAUCAGAUUGGAGUAAUAAAAGCAGUGAGAAACUCCAUGGAUACAUCUAAAGAAAUUACAGCUUUGUGGGUGACCCAUCGUUUGGAAGAACUAGAGUUUGCAGAUGGUGCAGUUUACAUGGAAGAUGGAAGAAUUGUCCGGCAGGGUGAUGCAACUAGUAUAAGGAAUUUCAUUGAAAACAAACUGGUAUCUUAUGUAAACCAAAUAAAUUUGUAACCACUUUUUCCUCGAGGAAUCUUGUACAUGUACAUAAAAGAGUGUAUGAUGAUGCUUUCCAGAGAGCAAAUACUACUACUACAACAACAACCCAGUAAAAUCCCACUCAGUGGGGUUUGGAAAGGGUAAAUUGUACGCAGACCUUACCCCUACCCCGGAGGGAUAGAGAGGCUUUUUCCGGGCAAAUACUAUGUUAUAUUUUUUUAUCCCCUUGCCAGUUAUGCAAGAUGUAGUUCCUUUUCAGGUC
Molecule: messenger RNA, 1096 nt
Organism: Nicotiana tabacum (common tobacco)
Lineage: Eukaryota; Viridiplantae; Streptophyta; Magnoliopsida; Solanales; Solanaceae
Product: ABC transporter I family member 10
Biological process (GO): transmembrane transport
Cellular component (GO): membrane; chloroplast envelope
Molecular function (GO): ATP binding; ATP hydrolysis activity
Source: RefSeq, a predicted model, not a curated record